Ectocarpus siliculosus is the source of this 249-nucleotide messenger RNA. The record is from the annotation of a GenBank genome assembly. NCBI's taxonomy places the organism in Eukaryota, Phaeophyceae, Ectocarpales, Ectocarpaceae.
AUGGGGUUGUGCUUAUUUUCGUGUGCCGGUCGCGCUUCUGUGCACGAUUGCGGUAGAUUCAACGUAGUGCGCGAGAAUUACGCCAGCGCAGGAGGCAACAGCAAGCGGCGAAAGCAAAAGCCGACAACAGGCGUGCCAAGAGCUCCUUCCGAAACGUUAUUUCUCCCUACCCAUGAAACGGGGUUUUGGUGGCCCGCGUUUCUUGAACACUGCCCCCCCGUUGAAGAGGCUACUCCUCCGGUCUGUUAG